This is a messenger RNA of Paramecium sonneborni, 203 nucleotides long. The record is from the annotation of a GenBank genome assembly. Lineage: Eukaryota; Ciliophora; Oligohymenophorea; Peniculida; Parameciidae.
AUGAAACUAUUCCAACUUUUAAACAUGAUAUUUUUUGAUAUGUACUUAUAAUUUUUUAAUAAGCAACUAAAGGAAGUAUUUUUGGAAUGGAAAUGCUGGUUGUAGAUUUCUAAAUGAGCAAGAGUAUAAUUAUUACAGCUAAGACUUUAAUAUUCAAAACAAUUUUCUUAAUGAUUGUUUGUAGUCCAAAAUACUUUCCUUGA